AUGUCUCACCAGAGAAAGCAGCCCACUCCCCAGCCCCCAGUGGGCUUUGGGAAGACAUCAGGCGGCGGCGGCAGCGGCGGCUGUGGCUACCAAGGUGGUGGUGGCGGCGGCGGCGGCGGCGGCUUCGGGGGCUGCGGUGGUGGAGGCUCCGGUGGUGGCAGCGGCGGCAGCUCCGGAGGAAGUGUCAAGUACUCAGGAGGAGGCGGCAGCUCCGGCUGCGGCGGCGGCUCCUCCGGGGGCGGCGGCAGCGGCUCCAGCUGCAGUGGUGGCUCCGGAGGGAGCGUCAAGUACUACGGGGGCGGUGGCGGCUCCGGUUUCUGUGGCAGCUCCUCCGGGGGCGGCAGCGCCUGCUUCUCCUCUGGAGGUGGCGGCGGCUCCGGUUUCUGCGGCAGUUCCUCUGGUGGCGGCGGCUCCGGUUUCUGCGGCGGCUCCUCCGGCGGCGGAGGCAGCUCCUCCGGCCAAGCGGUCCAGUGCCAGAGUUACGGAGACGGUUCGGGUAGCGGCGGGGGCUCCUCGGGCGGUGGCUCCGGCUGCGGCUCCUCGGGCGGCGGCAGCGGCUGCGGCUCCUUCCCGCAGCAGAGCGCCCAGACCGGGUGCGCACCCCCUCAGGGCUACGGAGGGGGCCACUCCUCCGGCAGCGGCUCCGGCUCCAGCUGUGGCUACUCCGGCGGCUCCGGCUGCAGCGGGAGCUCCUCGGGCGGUGGCUCCGGCUGCGGCUACUCCGGCGGCGGCAGCGGCAGCGGCUCCUUCCCGCAGCAGAGCGCCCAGAGCGGGUGCUCGCCCCCUCAGGGCCAGGGAGAGUGCAAGUCCGCCGCCGGCGGCUCUUCCGGGGGCAGCGGCUGCUUCUCCAGCGGCGGCGGCGGCGGCUCUGGGGGCGGCAGCGGCUGCUUCUCCAGCGGCGCCUCUGGCUGCGGAGGUGGUUCCUCCGGGGGCGGCGGCGCCUCCGGCUGUGGGGGCGGCUCCUCAGGGGGUGGCUCUGGGGGUGGCUCCGGGAGUGGCAAGGGCGUCCCUGUGUGCCACCAGACCCAGCAGAAGCAGGCGCCUACCUGGCCAUGCAAAUAA
Messenger RNA from Otolemur garnettii (small-eared galago), 1062 nucleotides. RefSeq names its product loricrin (gene LORICRIN). The transcript has a single exon. Bases 1 to 1062 code for a protein of 353 amino acids. Gene Ontology annotation, molecular function: structural constituent of skin epidermis. Gene Ontology annotation, cellular component: cornified envelope. NCBI's taxonomy places the organism in Eukaryota, Metazoa, Chordata, Mammalia, Primates, Galagidae. The record is from RefSeq and is a predicted model, not a curated record.